Molecule: messenger RNA, 1911 nt
Organism: Ustilago hordei
Lineage: Eukaryota; Fungi; Basidiomycota; Ustilaginomycetes; Ustilaginales; Ustilaginaceae
Exons: 1
Coding region: 1-1911 (636 amino acids)
Source: RefSeq, a predicted model, not a curated record
AUGACGACUGGCGCAGAAAUCGGAGCAUCGUUCAUGCAAGUCUUGUUCUCUCACAUGGUCUCUGCUCAUCCCGAAAUGCUUGCUCAUUCGCCCAACUUCACCUCCACCCAACCUCCUACCUCAGCGCAGGCAGAAAGUCUUUGCCGAGCGAAGCGAUCCCAAGCAGAGACGGUCGGCAAACAUUACCUCACCGUUAUUCCUAUAGUCCCUACUCUCGACGAAGCACUUGCUCCUCCCCUCCCCACCCAUCUUCCCGUCCUGAAUCUGGCAGCUCUGACUCCAGGUCAGGCAACCCAACACGACCUUCUCAAAUGGCGCUGGAUCGCUAACAAGACUCGUCAUUGCCGCAUCGAGCUCGAAAAGUAUGAUGACGAUAUUGCUGGACGGAAAGAAGCGAUCAUCAAAUUCGGUGAGGCAAUGCUGGUUGCUCUAUUCGGCCAGGACUGGACUGCGGGAAUGAAUGCUAGGUGCAAGCCCAGCUGUGUAUACAUGCCUGGUGCUGGCGACGAUCCCUAUGGAUAUGGUCGCGAUUAUGAUUACGGCUAUCCGUACGGAGGGUUGUGGUCGAAAGGGUACUCGAAAAAGGUCGAGGAAAUGUUCACUCGUCCUAGUAAGCCCCCUCCGGGUACUAAGCUGGACGGCUAUGACAAUAAGCCAAAAGAUGGCUUGCGACUUUCCGAGUCAGCUGUGAAGAUGCUCGGCAAGACUCCCGGCGAUAAGACAGCUAAGGCCAACAAAAAAGAGAACGAGGCGGAAGACAACGAAGACCCUUCGGACUCGGACGAGCUUACAGACGACGAUCUUACGGAGCGGCAUACCAACAAUCCAUACUUUUUCAACCCUUACGUCGAGCCAGAUGACAUCGACUACGGCCUUGAUUCCAAUGACUAUGAUCCGGAGUACGGCUACUAUGAUGGAUACGCCGAGGAACACAGCGCUGCGUACAACGAGGCUAUGUUCGACGCGCUGUACGCCAAGUCUUGGGGUGACGAACGUCCGUUCGACGCUAUGUUUGGCGGUGGGAUGGGAUCUGGGUGGGGGGCAGCGAUGAAGAAGGGCAAGAAGCAGGCAAAGGGUAAGAAGAAGGCAAAGAAGAUCAAGAAGGGUACGUUUGUCAAUGCUUUCGUCCCGUAUGAGGAGAAUAAUUGGACCGAUGUUUAUGUCAUUAACAGGGCCAAUCAAGCAAACAGCUCUGCCUCAGCCAAAGCAAAGUCCGCUCCCGAAGAGUCUACUUCGGGUGAAACCAGCACACCUCACAAAACGAACGCUUCUAUCGAUCCCAGCACACCGAAAAAGCCCACCAUGAUGACACCCGUCGCCAAGCAAACAAGUCUGACCUCUAGCCUGGGCCUCACCCACACUCCGACCCCAGCCUCGAUCAGCUCAGUCGGCCUCAACCUAGCAAGCUCGCAAUCCUCUUUCAGUCAAGGGGCUUUCAAGUCGUUCCCACUCCCGGUCAUAUCAAACAGCAAACACUCACUCUUUUCCAAUGCAAACCCCUCGCCAGUGCAAAUCAGCAUCAAAUUUGAUCCAACUGAUGCAGCAGACAAGCCCGAGCCGGGCAAACGAAAAGCCACUGGAUCCUCUUCUUCCACCGAGGCGGGGAAGGUGGGCACUGGCUCAAAGCCGGUCAAGAAGAAGAGUGCGUCUGGUGCUGUUGCCAAGGAAGAAAGAUUAAGAGCCAAUAUGACUACGGGUACCGUGACGGGUAAGUUAGAGGGAGGCAAGGAGAACCCGGGAGCUAAGGGUAAGAAAGACAAAGUGAAGGUAAACGGCAAGGGAGUGGCGAAGGCGAAAGGUGUGAAGCCAAAACAGCCGAGAAUCAAGUACGAGAUGGUGGUUUACAAGAAACCUUACCUACCCUCCACGCGGCCUUGGAGAGAUUGUUGGCAUCGUCGAGGCUACUUUUAA